GCUGCAGCUCAGUUACACAGAGUAAAAGCGGAUCUGAUCGAGGCGCUCGGUGAUCCAUUGAUCGGGUCUGAUGCGAACAUGGCAGAUUCAAAGUAUCAUGUGUCAAUUCCUCAUUUGAACUCCUUGCUGCAAAUGGAUCCCUACCUUAAAUCCUUUGAGAAGGACUUCCAGAGGAGGUAUGGGCUGUUUGAAAAACAGCUCGCACUCCUCGAAGAGGCCGAAGGAGGCUUUGAUCAGUUCACAAGUAGCUAUAAGAGUUUCGGCAUACGGAGAAUGCCUGACAACAGCCUCAUCUUUAAGGAGUGGGCCCCGGCUGCUGAGGCCCUAUUUCUUACUGGAGACUUCAAUGGCUGGGACAAUUUCUCGCAUCCGUACCAGAAAAAGGAGUUUGGGAAAUGGGAACUGCGCAUACCGCCUAAACAGGACGGAACACCUGCUGUCAGUCACAGCUCCAAGCUGAAGGUGGUUGUUCACACCAGAGCAGGUGAGCGCCUGUACCGGAUCUCACCUUGGGCAAAGUAUGUGACCCAGCAUGAGAACUCCGUCAUCUACGAUUGGGUACAUUGGGACCCUCCUCAACCUUACAUUCACAAGCAUCCUCGCCCAGCGAAGCCCAGGAGCUUACGUAUCUAUGAGUCCCACGUUGGAAUCGCGUCUCCAGAGGGCAAAGUGGCAUCUUACAGCAACUUUACACACAAUGUGAUUCCUAAGAUCAAAGACCUUGGUUAUAACUGUAUUCAGCUGAUGGCCAUAAUGGAACAUGCGUAUUAUGGCAGCUUUGGUUACCAGGUCACGAGUUUCUUCGCUGCAUCAAGUCGUUACGGCACCCCGGAGGAACUAAAGGAGCUGAUUGACGUUGCUCACUCUCUUGGUAUCAUCGUCCUGCUGGAUGUGGUACACAGCCACGCAUCCAAUAACACAGAGGACGGCCUGAACAAGUUUGAUGGCUCAGAUUCCUGUUUCUUUCACAGCGGUCCCCGUGGAGUACACAGUCUCUGGGACAGCAGACUCUUCAACUACUCUAGCUGGGAGGUGUUGCGUUUCCUCCUGUCAAACCUGCGCUGGUGGAUGGAGGAAUACAGAUUUGAUGGGUUCAGAUUUGAUGGGGUGACGUCCAUGCUUUACCAUCAUCAUGGAAUCGGAGCAGGGUUUUCAGGAGAUUACACUGAAUACUUUGGACUUCAAGUAGAUGAAGAGUCGCUGGUCUACCUCAUGUUAGCAAAUCAUAUUGUACACAACCUAUAUCACGAUUGCAUCACAAUUGCAGAGGAAGUGUCCGGUAUGCCUGCUUUGUGUCGUCCGCUCAAGGAAGGAGGUCUCGGUUUUGACUAUCGCCUCGCCAUGGCCAUUCCAGACAAAUGGAUCCAGAUCCUGAAGGAAUUGAAGGAUGAAGAUUGGGACAUGGGAAACAUUGUGCACACCAUGACCAACAGGCGGUACGGAGAGAAAUGCAUAGCUUACGCCGAAAGCCACGACCAGGCUCUGGUGGGAGACAAGACGCUGGCCUUCUGGUUGAUGGACAAGGAGAUGUACACCAGCAUGAGCUCUCUGAUUCCAAUGAACCCUGUUAUUGAUCGGGGCAUUCAACUUCACAAGAUGAUCCGACUGCUAACCCACGGCUUGGGAGGGGAGGGCUACCUAAACUUUAUAGGUAAUGAGUUCGGCCAUCCGGAAUGGCUCGAUUUCCCGCGAGUCGGCAACAACGAGAGUUACCAUUACGCUCGCAGGCAGUUUAACCUGAUUGACACAGACCACCUGCGUUACAAGCAGCUCUACACCUUCGAUCGCGACAUGAACCGCACAGAGGACAAGUACGGCUGGCUGGCUGCGCCCCCGGCUCACGUCAGCGCCAAACACGAGGGAGACAAGGUGAUAGUCUUCGAGAGAGCUAACGUCAUCUUCGUCUUCAACUUCCACCCCACCAAAAGCUACAGCAGCUAUAGAAUCGCUGUGGGAUCAGCGGGAAAAUAUAAGAUCAAACUGGACUCGGAUGAAAUCCAGUAUGGAGGUCAUGGCAGAUUGGACCACAACACAGAGUUCUUCACGGAGCCGGUGGAAUUCAACGAUCGGCCCAACUCUAUGAUGGUUUACAUUCCCUGCAGAACCGCUAUUGUGCUGGCCAACGAGGAAAUCGAUUGCUGCGACUGAAACACAAUCAGCAAUUCGCCACGAGAUGGAAACCCAGCAACUUCUGUGACUCAGCCUACCUCCAUUCACACUGAGAUCACCCCCCCAUCCUUUAGAAAAAACACAGUUAAAUAUUGCAAAUCUCCACGAUGUUUCAGCAACUUUUCCCACAUGGCCAUUGCAUCAUUAUUGCUCACGCUAUACACAUUUAUUAUUAAUGAAACUUUAGCUUUAGCCCAGUCAAAAAUCCAGUCAUCAGACCCCAUACUUACUGUAAAGAAAGAGGAUUGGUUAAAUAAAACACAACAUAAUACUAACAGUUCAUCUCAAAGUAGAUUCCUAAAUAAAGACUAUGCAUUAAUAAGAAUUUGCUUAAUAAAAAUGAUAUUUUGCCCUGAUGAAUUACUACUGAAAAGUAAACACAGAGAUCGAAUGUAUUCUUUAAGUGUAAAUGUGGUACAACCUGUAAUGCAAAUGUAACUUUGCUUAUUAUUCAAAUUAAUGUCAGCAUUGUGUUAAAAUUACCUUACAAAAGUGUGAUCUACUGUUUAAUUUAAAUGUGACACAAGCACUUUUUGACUUUAAGACAGUCUCUAUACAUGUUAAAUCUUUGAGUUUUGGAUUUCACUUUAAGGACACAAGAGCGUUACAUUUAUAUAUUUUGAAUAGCCUACAUGUAAGCUCACUGUGAAUAAUUAUCACAUUUAAGUUCUACCUUUCUUGUUAGUGCCUUCACUUAUAAUCAAGUUUUCAUGAAUAUUAGCAUAAAAUAAUAUAAUCAGGCAUUCAUAUUCAGAAUCAAUCACACUGUCCAACAGCUUUUUACUGUCAACAUCUUUCUUUAGGGCAGACAGCUGUUAUUGUAUUUAUCGUGUUUGUGCAUUUUGUUUUUCCUUAUGAACAACAGCUUUGUUACCCCAAUAGAGACAUAUGGUCUAUGUAUGGAAAUACAUCAGCAUUAAUGUUAUCCUUCUAGUUGCUCUUCUCGUUUUAAGAUCCACCUGUUGCUCCUUCAGUCCUAUAAAGAGGAGCACCAUGCUCUGUGUUUUGUGUUUAGGAGACCUAACGUACCUCCAGAAAACCGGAUGCAUACACAGAAUUUCAGUAAGUAUCCCUGUAAUCUGCCCUACUCGCAAACAGCUUCCUAUUAAACAGAGCUUCAUCCUCAAUGCUCAUUCAGCACAGUUUUGUUAUACUUGGGCAAAGUAGGAGUUAUUUUCUAGAUUAAAGGUUACAAAGGAUUUAUUUUUUAGAAAAUGUAAUAAAAAACAAUUGCAAUGUCAGAAAUCAAGGUACAAAACUGGGGUGGUAUCAUUGAAGGUUCAUUUUUGACCUUUAUGGUAUACAAAGUAUUCAAAUGUUGCAUCUUUUGGGGUACAAUAUUAUAUCCUAAGGACCAAUUUUGUACCAGUUUAAGGUGUGGGGUACAAAACAUUGAACUGUACCUUUAAAGGUACAAAAAAGGUCAUAGGGUACAGUAAUAUAUCCAAAAUUGUUAAACAUUGAUUGUAUUGAAGGUAGUUUUAAAACUUUUUUCUGAUGUUAAAAGGUUCCCUGUGAUGAUCACCACAUGUGUUUGUGUGCAACGUUACAUUUCUGUCGUAGAGCAAUGUGUACUAACCAGAAAUAAAGUACUUCUACAAAACAACA
Messenger RNA from Paramisgurnus dabryanus, 3777 nucleotides. It is a transcript of the gene gbe1b, whose product is annotated as glucan (1,4-alpha-), branching enzyme 1b. Gene Ontology annotation, biological process: glycogen biosynthetic process. Gene Ontology annotation, cellular component: cytoplasm. Gene Ontology annotation, molecular function: cation binding; hydrolase activity, hydrolyzing O-glycosyl compounds; 1,4-alpha-glucan branching enzyme activity. The record is from RefSeq and is a predicted model, not a curated record. Lineage: Eukaryota; Metazoa; Chordata; Actinopteri; Cypriniformes; Cobitidae.